Molecule: messenger RNA, 1557 nt
Organism: Oreochromis aureus
Lineage: Eukaryota; Metazoa; Chordata; Actinopteri; Cichliformes; Cichlidae
Product: Fc receptor-like protein 5
Exons: 5
Coding region: 26-700 (224 amino acids)
Biological process (GO): cell surface receptor signaling pathway
Molecular function (GO): transmembrane signaling receptor activity
Source: RefSeq, a predicted model, not a curated record
GAAGGUUACAGCUGUCUGCUUCACAAUGUUGUUACUUGUAUUUCUUCUGCUGGCCACAAGUGUUGAAAACAGGGAUGCUGUGUUUCUCAUCGUCCCAAAAAGACUGCAGUUCUUUGAACUGGAGUCUGUCUUCUUUCACUGUGAGGGUCUUGAUGCAGCUUCUCAGUUAAAAGGGAUCAGAAAUACUGAGGCCUUCAUUUCAGCGUGUGAUGAGAGCUCACCAACACUACUGUGUGCGAUUCAUCGAGUCUAUGCAACAGACAGCGGUGAAUACUGGUGUGAGACUGCAGCAGGAGAGAAAAGCAUCAGUGUCAACAUCACCAUAACUCGUGGUUCUGUCGUCCUAGAGAGUCCUGUUGUCCCCGUCGAGGAGGGAAACAAUGUGACUCUGCGCUGCAGGAACAAGACAAAGACUUCUAACCUCACUGCUGAUUUCUAUAAAGAUGGCUUCCUCAUCGGGAACAGCUACACAGGAGAGAUGAGCAUCCACAAAGUUUCCAGGUCUGAUGAAGGACUCUACAAGUGUAAGAUCUCUGAUACUGGAGAAUCACCAGAGAGCUUGUUGACUGUCACAGCACUUUACAGAGAGACCUGCUCAUCUUCUUGUUCUGCCAUCCACGUGUUCCUAAUGUUGAGGACUGUUUUCACUAUUGUGAUGGUGUUUCUGCUGCUGUUGCUACUGGGAUUACUUCACUUUUAAAAACUCAGUGUCACACAGAAAUAAAUGGUAUUUGUGUAUAAGGAUGACUAAUGGAGAACAUUCUGGAAGUUUUAAAAUUUAGAGAAUGAAACUGCAGAAAACUUUUCAAUAAUAUUAGAUGCACUAUGAAGGGCAACUCCACAUAUCGUGUAAAUAGUUCAACUUCAGUUGUCUUUACUUUCUGUUUUUUUUUUUUCUACUGCAGUACUCAGUUUACUUGGUUGGUUGCUGUUUAACUUUCUCAUGCACAGAAGAGUUUAAAAACCACAUUUUUAAACUCUUCUGAGCAUUUUUCAAGACAUUUCUCAGACUUUCUCAGCUUACUCAUUGUGUGGUGUUUUUAGGUGCUACAGAUGCUCAUUAAUAAUUUUAGCUUCUUAGAUACAAAGUGCACAAGAAAAUGUUUGUAUGUUUGUUCACAGUAAAGUGUGAUUAUUUCAGUGUCAACUUCUGCCAGGUGGGUGCAUGAGACCGGCCCAGGGUGGCCAGGCUCGCCCUGUUGCACCAUGGACCUCCUUUCCCUCUCCUGUGAAGUACUAGCGCACACACACACACACACAGUGUAUUUAUUUGUGCAUCUGUGUUUUUGUAUUUUUCUGUUCUAGGUGGUAUAUUUUGGGUUUUUUUUUUUUGUUUUUAUUUUAAUCUUACUGGUGCAGCAGUUGGUGCAUGCUUUUUUAUUUGUGCCCCAUCCUUUUAUUAUAACCUUCCUUAUUAUUUGUUCUGCCCAUCAGUUUAGUCAUACUACACAUAUACUGUAAUGAAUGAAAGAACAGUAAUACAAUUGAGUAAAGAAACAGAUGAAAGAAACACAUGGUAAAUGGACUCAUUUUUAUAUUGCACUUCUCCGCUCUGAA